Tinamus guttatus (white-throated tinamou) is the source of this 1081-nucleotide messenger RNA. The record is from RefSeq and is a predicted model, not a curated record. NCBI's taxonomy places the organism in Eukaryota, Metazoa, Chordata, Aves, Tinamiformes, Tinamidae.
AUGCUGAGGCUUGACUGGACCAGCAGUACCCUGAGUGGCACUGAGACCUCCCUAAAGAUCGUUGGACAGCAAAGAGCAGCAAACGGCAGCUCCACCAGUCUGUUCCGCGUGCUUCCCUCCGAGGCGGCCCGCAGCGCGCGAGCGGAGCCGCUCGGCCAGGGACCAGGGAGGCCGCGGAGGAGCCGGCGCCACGCGGCUCGGGACGCGCUGCGGCCGAGGCACCUCUGCCUCGUCCCACUCACUUGUAGCAACGAGGAGAAUCGGGUAAACGCUCCGGAUAAAAUGAAUAUUUUGCCUCCACUGAUCGUACAAAGGCCACGUGGGCAUCCCACCUUCAUAGAGCAAACAGUUUGCCCAGCAUUAGAAUUUGCAAGGGUUCAUUUGAUCAAAGACAAAGAUGGCAUAGAUGAUUAUUUGGCGAAGAAUAUCAAAGGGCUGUCAAAACAAGAAGCUGCUGCUUGCAGGAAUUCAUACAAGAAGAACAUCUGCAUAGACAUGCUGCGACAGGGUUAUCACAAGUCCUUCUCGGAGCUCUUCGCUCUGAUACAGAAGUGGAAUGCCUUGAGGGAGGCUGCAGGGCCUGGGUCAGCCAUAUGGCAGCAGCCGUCCCUGGAGGAGCAGCCUGAUAAGCUGGAUCAGCUUUACCACUUCCUGACCAGGGCCGAGGCCGCGCAGCGAGCAGGGAACUAUGAGGAAGUCUACAAUAACCAGCUGAACUUGGCCUACUGUUUCAAUGAUUCCGAGGACAAAUGGUUAAGGAAUUACUUUUAUGAGCAAUGCUUUAACACUGCUCAACUAAUAAAAAUUGAUGGUGGGAAGAAAGAGGCACAAGCACAUGCAAAUAUGGGCCUCAUCAGUGAGGAACAAGGUGAUAUCAUGAAAGCUGCUGAACACUAUGAAGCAUUUUAUGAGCUAACAUUGGGCUCAACAUGGAAAGAUGAGACAGGCCGUACUUACAAUUCGCUGGCGUGUGAACAUCUCUGGAAAACUUAUACAGUACUAGCAGACAAAAUGCUAGAAGAUAAACAACACCAACAGGUCAUCAAAACGCUAAAAAAAGCUUUUAAAAUGGCAAAAGAAG